Messenger RNA from Manis javanica (Malayan pangolin), 971 nucleotides. It is a transcript of the gene LORICRIN, whose product is annotated as loricrin cornified envelope precursor protein. NCBI's taxonomy places the organism in Eukaryota, Metazoa, Chordata, Mammalia, Pholidota, Manidae. The record is from RefSeq and is a predicted model, not a curated record.
UCACGUAACUGGGGCCAAACCCAGAUCAAUAGAUGAGUCAGGGUUUUCAGUAUAAAAACCUCCAAAGCUCCAGAGCUCCUCACAGGGCCAGCAUCUCCUCUCCUCACACACCUGGUGCCUCAGGGUGCCCUUUCUCCUUGGAAAAGAUGUCUUACCAGAAAAAGCAGCCCACCCCCAUCCCCCCAGUGAUUUGCGGGAAGACCUCCGGCGGCGAAGGCUCUAGCGGAGGCUCUAGCGGCGGCGGCGGCUGCAUCAGCUACACCGGCGGCGGCGGCGGCACCGGCGGCGGCAGCUACACCGGCGGAGGCGGCGGCGGCUCCGAAACCACGAGUUCCCAGAUGCGUCGGGAUAAUUCCCACAAGCUAGAGGCCACUGUGGGCCACCUGGUCAAUCUGCAUCUGCCAGCCCCUAUAGCUGCCAGUCCCUGCACCUACCUCUCUCUUGGCUUUUCUUUCCACAGUGAGGAUGUGGCACUGGAGUGUGCAGGCGACUUCUUGCCUGAGUUGCAAAGAAGUGUGAGUGUGCCAGCAUCUCUUGAUGGCCUCUCCCUCUUUCAGGACAUGCAGAAGCCACCCCAAGACACAUGGGGUAACCCUGGGUGCAUGGAAGCCACCAUGGUCAUGGAGAAAGACCUGAACCAGGCCCUUUUGGAUCUGCUUGCCCUGGGCUCAGCCCGCACAGACCCCUGUCUCUGUGACUUCCUGCAGAGCCACUUCCCAGAUGAGGUGGUGAAACUCAUCAAGAUGCGCAGCCACCUAACGAAACUCCAAGGGCCGGUCUGCCUCCAGGCAAGGCUAGGAGAGAUCACAAGGAAAGGUUCACCCUCAACCACCACUGGGAGCCUCUGGAGCUCAGCAGCCUUCAGGGGCACCAUGGAGGAGGCAGCAGGGAUCCCAGGGCAGAAAGAAUACAAGAAUACCAAAUGGUUUCUGAGGGUCUCCAAGGCCUCUUUCAAAAAUAACCUGGAGUAG